Uloborus diversus is the source of this 428-nucleotide messenger RNA. Its product is annotated as torsin-1B-like. Gene Ontology annotation, molecular function: ATP hydrolysis activity; ATP binding. NCBI's taxonomy places the organism in Eukaryota, Metazoa, Arthropoda, Arachnida, Araneae, Uloboridae. The transcript is spliced from 2 exons. The record is from RefSeq and is a predicted model, not a curated record. The annotation marks the transcript as partial.
AUGGAAAAAAAUGUGUAUGGACAACCUUUAGCGAUAAAUAUUGUACUAAAGACAUUAAAAGGUUUCCUGGCAAAAAAAGAUUCUAAAAAGCCAUUAGUUAUGUCAUUUCAUGGAACAACAGGAGUUGGCAAAAACUUCAUAACUCAGAUGAUUGCUGAUAAUUUGUACAAGAACAGUACUCAUAGCAAGUACACUCACUACUAUCAUGCUAAUAAUAAUUUCCCUGAUCCAGAGAAGGUUUCUGAGUAUAAGGAGUUGCUCCGCAAUGAUAUAAUGGCUUUUGCAAAGCUGUGUGACAGAUCUUUAUUUGUUUUUGAUGAAGUACAUCAAAUGCCACCUGGUAUUUUAGAUGCAAUAAAGUCUUUCUUGGAUUAUCAUAACAAUAUUGGUGGUGUUGAUUUUCGUAAGAACAUUUUUAUAUUUCUAAG